GUGAGCAGGAGGGUUCGUGGUUAUUCUGUUUGGCUACUGUAUCAUAUGGGCCAAGCAUCGGCGACUUUUAGUAGCUUUCUGCUGAGCUAAUUCCUGGCCCUUGCCUCAAGCUACACAACUUGCAUUUGUACCCUGCCUUCUGCUGCACUGAUUCCUGAUGGCCUGAAGGAAGAUACGUGGAGCCUUGUGUAAAUCCUUUUUGUGUACUGGUGACUGCAUAAAAUAUGCGGGCUAGCCUCUUCCUUUAUCAAGUGGGGAGCGGUUAUACAUUAUGCAUGUAAUCUAAUGUCCUGGAUGGUGAAAUGUGUACUGUAAGGAGACCCUGAAUGGCUUACACCUAUUUCUUUUUGUUGCAGGUUUUAACGGAUUCUUCUGUAGCAUCUGUGUGGAAAGUGCCACACACACUCCAGAACAACGACGGCUUUUGCUUGUAUUUUCCAGUGUUUCUUUUGUCAGCAAGUUCAGCAAAAUUGUUUUUCUUCAAGUGCCAGCCCUGAUCAGACUGAGGAGCCAGUGACAGAAAUGGUAAAAAUGACAAAAUCCAAAACUUUCCAGGCAUACCUGCCAAAUUGUCACCGAACCUACAGUUGUAUCCACUGCAGAGCCCACCUGGCCAAUCACGAUGAACUAAUUUCCAAGUCUUUUCAGGGAAGCCAGGGACGAGCCUACCUCUUUAAUUCUGUGGUGAAUGUGGGGUGCGGUCCUGCAGAAGAGCGAGUUCUUCUGACGGGCUUGCAUGCAGUAGCAGAUAUUUAUUGUGAAAACUGCAAAACCACACUUGGAUGGAAAUAUGAACACGCUUUUGAGAGCAGUCAGAAGUACAAGGAAGGAAAAUUCAUCAUUGAACUUGCUCACAUGAUCAAAGACAACGGCUGGGAAUGAACGGCAGUGCGACUCCUUGUUUUGGACAGCCGAUCUAUGGAACAUGCUUCAUUUUAUAAAAAGACUAAUGGGGGGGGGGGAAACAAAACAGUGGUAGGGUGGUCGAGGAAACCUCUGCAUUUCCAAAGCCUCCAAACUCCGUGGUGUAACGUUGUGGUCCUCCCCUCCCUCCAGAACAUCUUUUGCCUUUUUCCCCCUCCCCUCUGUGUAAGUCCCCUCUUUUCCUAUAUGUGUUCCUGUGUGAACAGUUAUUUCGGAUGAGCUUUUUCUAUACUCCGAGGAAUAAUCCCGUAACUCCAGGUAACUUUUGCUAGAUAGCAUCUCUCUUUUGACCGACGCCUUCAACUGCUUCCUUGUGCUGCGCGUGCUUUUUGCUGAUCACCCGCCCCAGAGGUUCAGAGGAGGCCUGUGUGAACAGUCCUGGGAAUGUAUGGGAGUGUCCCUCUUUAAUCCACCCCAUAUAGAGCCAUUUCUGUGGUCUCUCUGCAGUGAAAAGGAUGCAGUAUUGUGCUCCUCAUUAUUAUGUCUUUUUUAAAAAAAACAAAAAAACGGUGUGCCACAGCCCAUUAGGUAUCUUGUGGCUCGGCCUGUGAAAGGUUCAGUUGGCUGCCCUGACUGAAAUUAGCAAGGGUUUGCUUUUCUGUUUUUUU
This is a messenger RNA of Candoia aspera, 1532 nucleotides long. It is a transcript of the gene YPEL1, whose product is annotated as yippee like 1. The coding region runs from base 523 to 882 and encodes 119 amino acids. The record is from RefSeq and is a predicted model, not a curated record. Lineage: Eukaryota; Metazoa; Chordata; Lepidosauria; Squamata; Candoiidae. The transcript has 4 exons.